Molecule: messenger RNA, 3889 nt
Organism: Sorex fumeus (smoky shrew)
Lineage: Eukaryota; Metazoa; Chordata; Mammalia; Eulipotyphla; Soricidae
Gene: AP1B1
Product: adaptor related protein complex 1 subunit beta 1
Exons: 22
Coding region: 170-3010 (946 amino acids)
Biological process (GO): intracellular protein transport; vesicle-mediated transport
Cellular component (GO): clathrin adaptor complex; membrane coat
Molecular function (GO): clathrin binding
Source: RefSeq, a predicted model, not a curated record
CUCACUUCCGCCCGGCAGGUGACAGCCGCGGGGCUCGGAGCGGCGGGCGGCGGAGACUCGCCGGGAGCUCGGGAGGCGGAGGCCGCGGACAUUUUGCUGCCGAGCCGACGAGCCGUGGCGCCGGGAGCCCUUCUGAGCUGCGGAAUCUGGCCACAGACGCGGGACCAAAAUGACCGACUCAAAAUACUUCACCACGACCAAGAAAGGGGAGAUCUUCGAGUUGAAGGCAGAGCUCAACAGUGACAAGAAGGAGAAGAAGAAGGAGGCAGUGAAGAAAGUGAUCGCCUCGAUGACCGUGGGCAAAGAUGUCAGUGCCCUCUUCCCUGAUGUGGUGAACUGUAUGCAGACAGACAACUUGGAAUUGAAGAAACUGGUCUAUUUGUACUUGAUGAACUACGCCAAGAGCCAGCCUGACAUGGCCAUCAUGGCUGUCAACACCUUUGUGAAGGACUGUGAGGAUCCCAACCCUCUGAUCCGGGCCCUGGCUGUGCGGACCAUGGGCUGCAUCCGUGUGGACAAGAUCACCGAGUACCUGUGUGAGCCUCUUCGGAAGUGCCUCAAGGACGAGGACCCCUAUGUGCGCAAGACCGCGGCCGUGUGUGUGGCCAAACUCCACGACAUCAAUGCCCAGCUGGUGGAGGACCAGGGCUUUCUGGACACCUUGAAAGAUCUCAUCUCUGACUCGAACCCCAUGGUGGUGGCAAACGCAGUGGCGGCUCUCUCAGAGAUUGCCGAGUCUCACCCCAGCAGCAACCUGCUCGACCUGAACCCACAGUCCAUCAACAAGCUGCUGACAGCCCUGAACGAGUGUACCGAGUGGGGCCAGAUCUUCAUCCUGGACUGCCUGGCCAACUACACCCCCAAGGAUGAUCGCGAGGCGCAGAGCAUCUGCGAGCGUGUCACCCCCAGACUCUCCCACGCCAACUCUGCCGUGGUGCUGUCAGCUGUCAAAGUGCUGAUGAAGUUCAUGGAGAUGCUGUCCAAGGACCUGGACUACUACGGGACACUGCUCAAGAAGCUGGCCCCACCCCUGGUCACUCUGCUCUCGGCCGAGCCUGAGCUGCAGUAUGUGGCCCUGCGUAACAUCAACCUCAUCGUUCAGAAAAGGCCAGAGAUCCUGAAGCAUGAGAUGAAGGUCUUCUUUGUGAAGUACAAUGACCCCAUCUAUGUGAAGCUGGAGAAGCUGGACAUCAUGAUCCGUCUGGCCUCGCAGGCCAACAUCGCCCAGGUGUUGGCAGAACUGAAGGAGUAUGCGACAGAGGUAGAUGUGGACUUCGUACGCAAGGCUGUGCGAGCCAUCGGCCGCUGUGCCAUCAAGGUGGAGCAAUCUGCAGAGCGCUGCGUGAGCACGCUGCUGGACCUUAUCCAGACCAAGGUCAACUACGUGGUCCAGGAAGCCAUUGUGGUCAUCAAGGACAUCUUCCGCAAGUACCCAAAUAAGUAUGAGAGCGUGAUCGCCACCCUGUGUGAGAACCUGGACUCCCUAGACGAGCCCGAGGCCCGGGCGGCCAUGAUCUGGAUCGUGGGCGAGUACGCGGAGCGCAUCGACAAUGCGGAUGAGCUGCUGGAGAGCUUCCUCGAGGGCUUCCAUGAUGAGAGCACCCAGGUCCAGCUGCAGCUGCUGACCGCCAUUGUGAAGCUCUUUCUGAAAAAGCCCACCGAGACCCAGGAGCUCGUGCAGCAGGUCCUCAGCCUGGCCACGCAGGACUCAGACAACCCCGACUUGCGGGACCGAGGCUACAUCUACUGGCGUCUGCUUUCCACGGACCCGGUGGCCGCCAAGGAGGUGGUGUUGGCCGAGAAGCCACUCAUCUCUGAGGAGACGGACCUCAUCGAGCCCACACUGCUGGACGAGCUCAUCUGCUACAUCGGCACCCUGGCGUCCGUUUACCACAAGCCCCCCAGCGCCUUUGUGGAGGGGGGCCGGGGGGCUGUGCACAAGAGCCUGCCCCCCCGCACAGCCUCGAACGAGAGCGCCGAGAGCCCCGAGACAGCGCCCACUGGAGCACCCCCUGGCGAGCAGCCGGACAUUAUCCCCACGCAGGGUGACCUGCUGGGCGACCUCCUCAACCUGGACCUUGGGCCCCCCGUCAGCGGUCCGCCCCUGGCCACCUCUUCCGUGCAGAUGGGGGCUGUGGACCUGCUUGGUGGUGGCCUCGACAGUCUGAUGGGGGAUGAUCCUGAAGGGAUUGGGGGUCCUAACUUUGCGACACCCCCAGCAACAGCAGUACCAGCCAACCUGGGUGCACCCAUGGGCAGUGGCCUGAGUGACCUCUUUGACCUGACUAGUGGCGUGGGCACCCUGUCAGGAUCUUACGUGGCCCCCAAAACAGUGUGGCUCCCGGCCAUGAAGGCCAAGGGCCUGGAAAUCUCGGGCACCUUCACCCGCCAGGGGGGCACCAUCUCCAUGGACCUGCAGCUGACCAACAAGGCCCUGCAGGUCAUGACCGACUUUGCCAUCCAGUUCAACCGCAACAGCUUUGGCCUGGCCCCCGCCGCCCCCCUGCAGGUCCACGCACCGCUCAGCCCCAACCAGACCGUGGAGAUCUCCUUGCCGCUCAACACGGUGGGCUCGGUCAUGAAGAUGGAGCCUCUCAACAACCUCCAGGUGGCAGUGAAGAACAACAUCGACGUGUUCUACUUCAGCACGUUGUACCCGCUACACAUCGUCUUUGUGGAAGACGGAAAGAUGGAACGGCAGCUGUUCCUGGCCACGUGGAAGGACAUUCCCAAUGAGAACGAAGCCCAGUUCCAGAUCAGAGACUGCCCCCUCAAUGCGGACGCCGUGAGCAGUAGACUGCAGGGCAGCAACAUCUUCACGGUGGCCAAGCGGAACGUGGAGGGCCAGGACAUGCUCUACCAGUCCCUGAAGCUCACCAACGGCAUCUGGGUGCUGGCAGAGCUGCGCAUCCAGCCCGGGAACCCCAACCUCACGCUCUCCCUCAAGUGCCGGGCGCCGGAGGUGUCCCAGCAAGUGUUCCAGACCUAUGAGACCAUCCUCAAGAACUGACGCCCCGGCCUGCACCCCGCCCCACUCCUGCCCACACCGCGGGGCGCCCCUGGGAAGUGGCGGCUGCCCCCUCCUGGCAUCCUGGGGGCCCCUGGACCUCACAGCCAGGCCUGCCUGGAUCCUCGGGGCGUGGCAGCCCCCCUGCUCGGGCCCCCCCUCUGCCAUCGCUGCUGAUGUUUAGGGUCAGGGAGGGGACCGAGGAGCCAAAGCCAGAGCAGCAGCUACUGGACACUGGACCAAGUGGUCCCGGGCGUUUUGCUUUCCCGGCGCCCUCAGGCCUCCGUCCGGGAAAACCCCACGCCUCGCCCCUUGGGUUGGUGUCAGUUCCCCCCAGUGCCACAGCACCUGCCAGGGUGUCCCAUGUGUCACAGGUCCCACAUCUCUGGAGCUGCAUCAUCAGCCUCAUGCCCCAUGCCCCACCUCCCCUGCUGCAUCCACGGGAGGGGGGGUGGUCUCUGCCCUGGGAGGCGCCAGCCCAUAGUCUGGAGAGCUGGCGGGAGUUCCCCAGCCCUGGCCGUGGCCCCCCUCACACACCCACCCCAGUCCCUCUGGCAGGACUCUCCCCAGAGAAUCCCCUGGGCUGUAGGAGGAAACGGGGUGUCUCCAUGGUCCGCUGCCCUUCUCUCGGGCCCCUGUUUCAUUUGUGUCUGACAGAGCAUUAGGUUUUCCUGUUACUGCUGUUUAAUAAUAAAGAUUCUGCUUUUGGCAAUCACGGACACUUUUUUCCCUUCCACCAAAUGUCAGCAUUAAGAAGUGCCCCUGGGGCCUGCGGGUGGCUCUUCCUGCAGUAACAAUCUCAUAUAUAUAAGCAGAGACUCUAUAUUGUAUGUUUACUCUUAUUUUCAGAGAGAGAUCGUGAAUAAAAAUGAUGGUUUCAAG